Molecule: messenger RNA, 530 nt
Organism: Stegodyphus dumicola
Lineage: Eukaryota; Metazoa; Arthropoda; Arachnida; Araneae; Eresidae
Product: U15-lycotoxin-Ls1c-like
Cellular component (GO): extracellular region
Molecular function (GO): peptidase inhibitor activity
Source: RefSeq, a predicted model, not a curated record
UCAGUUUUGAUUUUCAUAUAAAUACUUCAGCAAUUGUUCCGAAAAAUUUACUGGAAGAAAUCACUCUUAGAAUUGAAGUAACAGUACCACCUAACGAUGGAAAUGAAGGCUCAGGUUAUGAUACUACUAGUCGUCUGCAUUGCUGCUGUGGCCUCUGAGAGAUACUGUCCUGAAGUCAAGGGUGAAUGUUCUCUGUCUUAUAGAAUGAACGACUGUUGCUCCCAAGACGAUUGUCCAUCAUAUGCAAUGUGCUGCAAAGGUCGUUGCGGCUAUGUGUGCAAAAAUCCUUCGGAUUCCCCAACAAAAGGAGAAGCUAUUAAACCUGGAGAUAAAUGCAAGAUUGGAAAUGUAUAUCCCAAAACUGGAUUCGAGUGGCUAUUUGGAGAAAAAUCUAAAUAAGAUAUUGGAUGUAAAAUAUCACCCUACACAAAACAUUUUGCUAAUGUAGUUACAGUUUAUACAAAAAUAUCUUUCUGUGGUUGUAAUGAAAAAUUAAAGGAAAUGAUAUAAAAUUUAUAAUGUUUAGUGUA